AUGGAAGUGAGCACACGACACCACACUACUUGUAAGCAGAGCGACAUCUUCUACAUGUUGGUAAGUACUGUGGUAGACCACGUAAAAAUAGAAAAAUAAGAGGAGCACUCUUGAGAAGCUUCAACAUGGUGUAGUGCUGUCAAAAGUGGACACGCGAUCGCGACUUUGCUGAUGGCUAAAAGAGGAAGUAACGUGGAGGAGACGGGGACCUUAAUACAGUUCCGACGCCUGCGAUCGUCUUGUGGUGCGUGCGAGCCACGUCUUGAGGUUCUGUAGGCGCUUCUGUCUCUUGGCAAUCUCGGCUUAGCUCUCGAUCGCAAGUGAUUCUCCACGCAGCACUAGCCAGUAACUUGCUUGCGAUUUUGCUGCGAUGAAGGGCGAAUCCUAGUAAGACCAGCUGCAAGCAUCCUCGCAUUGACUCCAUCUAAGUCCCGCAAGCUUGAUUCCUGCAAGACGACUUCACCCACUCGCUCCGCCAACGUCACUCCACACGACUUCAACUUCACUCCACACCGCAAGAUGAUGGACACUUCAGCCGCUGCCGCGGCUUCAUCUUCGUCCACGUCCAGUAAUUUUCACACAAUGUUGAGGGAGAGACGGAACUGGCACAUAAAUCUCCUCUACGUACGGCAGGAGUUCGACGAAUGUAAAGAGGUAAUAGAUUAAGGCCGCAUGGAGGUAUGUUGUAUGUAUCUCUCUGUAAAUGUAAGAAGGAUAACAAUUAAUUUUUCUGUAUACAAUUUCUCGGCCAGUCUCUGACCGUCGCAGAAAAUGUUUCGCCUUGCCGAUGACUGUGUGUAGUCAUUUGAGACGCGAUGUAUGUAUGUAAUUUUUAGUUCUUGGUUGAUCCACUGCUCGUUCUCAACAGUCAUAUAACUACAGAACAAGAAGCAAAGCGCGCUUCUCAGUUCCGGAUGUGUUGACUUAUCCCAGUCAUGAAUGACUCGUCACGUCUUCUUUGAUCAAUUUCUUCUAAACUGUGGAGCAACUACGGGAAUGUCAGGGAAUGUGCGAGUUCGCGAUAUAUGUGAAAGCGCUCAUAUUCAGGCAAGAAGGGAAGAUACAAGAGAGCUUGGCACUGUUUCAAGCAGUGACGUGUUUGAAUCCACAUAACGUGCUGAACCUGAAGCAAGUCGGGAGGAGUUUGUACUUACUUAAUAUAAGUACAUUGUUGGACUUGUACUCCUUUUUUAAUAAUGUUGUCAGUCCUUCUCAACUACACUGUCCGGUAAAGAACCCUUACCAACUACUACCAAAGAAGCUCCCUCUAGACAAAGACCUGUUGGGUGCACUAAUGAAAAAAUGUAGUCCUAGUGUGCAUGUGCAACUAAAAACAGGUAUCUUCUAGGGAACCACCGAGCGGCAAUAGACGUCUACGACGAAGGUCAGGUCCUAGCGCCAGACGACUGGGAAAUCUGGCACAAUAAGGGCUUGUGCUUCAUGUAUUUGCGUGUAUGAGGACUGGGAUUUUUGUUGUAGUUCAGACAGUUAGCUGCCUUCGUGUAUGUUCUCGACGGGGAGUUUUUCCGCGACUUAAAAAAGGGGGUCUGGAUCUGGAUUACUAAGAACCGACAUUAGCGAUGAUUCUAGCAUGAUAAGAUACCUAGGCGAGAUAGACAGAAAACUUCUGAACCACGUAGCAUGCAGAUGGUAUGACUAUGAGGCAUUCUCAUUCAUAUCUUCAAUACGACGAUGCAGUGGACGCUUUUGAGAAAGCUAACGAAAGCCAGAGGCACGACGUCACGUUUCUGCAGCUUGGGAAAGUCUUUGUUAUGUCUUGUCUGGUCUUUGUCCUCGCGGUUGCAUUCUGGACCAUGAGGAAGACGAAGAAUCCUUGUUGACUCACUUUCCCACAGUCAACGACCACGACGUCACGAAGAAGUCAAGAUCGUGAACGCAAUCGUAUUGUACUAGUACUACUGUAACCUUCCUCAACGCAAUAGUAUUUUUGUACUAGUAUACAUUUAUUAUUAUAGUAAUAAUGAGGCAUACUGCAUGAUACAUUUAUUAUUAUUUUGUACUAGGAUUAUAACAAGAAUUAUAACUAUAACUACCACUAGUAUAACUAGUGACUAGUAUAACAAUAACUACAAUAACUAUAACCUCCUCCUAUAAGGGCCUAACUAUAACUACCUCCUCACACACUCUAACUUCAUGCUGAAGGAGGAAUACAAAAAAGCCAUAGAGGUGUAUCAAGAGGCGCUGGAAUUCUCACCAGAAAAUCCGGAAAUAUUAACGACGCUGGGGAUACUUUAUUAUGGCAUGUUGAUGGUCGUAAAUUGGAAAGAAAACGUGCGUCGGUCAUAUUUAGUCUGCCAUAGGCGUUACUAUUUAGCUGCCGCGUCUCUACUCGGGUCGCUACGGAACCAGGCAGCUUUGAGUGAGUUGCUACGUGGUUCGAAUGAAUGAAUGAAUGAAUGAAUGAAGGAUUAAGAAUUUUUAAACACGGUUAGCAAACAUCAUAAGAGUCUCAGCAGGGCCUCUAUCCGACAGCCAAGAACACGACUACUUAGGUCUAAAUCCAUACCUCCAGUAUCAUAGUUUGCCGAUUCUUCUAAGUCUUCCUCCGAAUGGGUGAGUCUCUAGUCGCUUUCGACCAUCUAGGGAAUUCCCUGACCUACAAUCCGCGAAAUCCGAAGACAAUAUUAGCAGCAGGCAGCAUCAUACAAGACCAUGCUUUAUGGGUUUUGAUGGCGGAAUAGCUCAUUUUUGUUAAAUUUCCAUAGAACAAGAGGAACUUCCAAAUUCGGAAUUCGGAAUUUUUUUUCGCUAAUCCCAGACAUGGACGUGGCCCUAGUGAAAUACCGCGUUGCCGCUGUUCACACGCCGAAUUCAGCACAGCUAUGGAACAAUAUAGGAAUGUGCUUCUUUGGCAAGCAGAAAUUUGUGGCGGCAAUAGCAUGCUUGAAGAGGGCUUUGUAUCUUCUGUAUCCUGCUUGUAUCUAUGUUAUUUAUUUUGCGUAGUUUGUCUCUAUGUAUGGAUUAUAGGUUCUUGAGCUUCAACUGAGCAGAGGCACUUUCAUGUUCAUCACGUUGUCCUUGCUACAAAAAAUCUGACAAAAAUUCUCUCCAAAAUCCAGGUACCUCGAUCCUUUCGAGUGGAUUAUAAGUUACAACUUAGGCCUCGUCCACUUAAACACUGGACAAUACGCAUCCGCCUUUCAUUUUUUCUCGUCAUCGAUAAACCUGAAGCCUGAUUUCGCAUCGUCCUACAUGUACCUGGCGAUCACGCUGUCAAGGCUCGACGAUUUCACGAAUUCCUGUGCGGCAUACGAGAUUAUGAAAUGGGAUUCAUGUUGAAGAUUCUGUUCUGGCAUCUUCACACAGCACUUCUCUUCACUAGCGUAUGGGUAUGCAGCAUCCUCCUCUUUAGCAGUUUUACAAGAAGAGCGUGAUAGAAGUAUCCGCAUAUCCUUAUCCGCAUGUAUCAAAUAGAUUUCUCCUUUUAUUAUAGUCUGAAACUGAAUCUUCUGUGACCUAGACACAAAAAAAUAGCUCACACACAUACACAAUGAAUAGCUCUUCCUCUUCGUCCACAUUCUUCAUUACCAAAGCAAUCGAGCUUGAGGGAAGCGAUCAUAUCUUUCAGCUGAAUUUCGCGAUCACCCUCUUCAACCAUGGAGACCUCGUGGAGGCGAAGAAGCAGUUUCAGCUGUGUAAGGAUAGCGAUGAAGACGCAGAUCAGGAGGUUGUGGACAUGAAAGCUACACUGGAACAAUUGCUAGUGUAGCUGUGUGUUGGGGUUUCUGUCCUCGUGGUUUGUCUAUGUCGAGUUUUUUUCAUCUCGGCGAAGGUAGAUCAUGAGCAGGAAUUCAAUGAGUAGAGAGUUCUUUUUCAUUGUCCAGCCCUGCUGUGUAAACUUUGGAGGUACUAGAGAACGAAGUGUGAGUCGUGACACUUAAUACCAAGCGAACGUAUGUUGACACUUGAUGCCAAGCGAACGUGUUCAGCUCUCAAGCGAACUUCUCAAUCUUAGUCCAGUUAGUCUCACACGAACUUUUACUUGGUAUUGUCCAGUUAGAAGUCAUAGUCAUUUUUGAACAAGAACUUCCUAAAAAGUGUAACCAUGGAGUUCAAGGAU
This is a messenger RNA of Amoebophrya sp. A25, 4081 nucleotides long. Lineage: Eukaryota; Dinophyceae; Syndiniales; Amoebophryaceae. The record is from the annotation of a GenBank genome assembly.